This is a messenger RNA of Gossypium raimondii (Peruvian cotton), 922 nucleotides long. RefSeq lists its product as uncharacterized. The coding region runs from base 164 to 691 and encodes 175 amino acids. Lineage: Eukaryota; Viridiplantae; Streptophyta; Magnoliopsida; Malvales; Malvaceae. The record is from RefSeq and is a predicted model, not a curated record. The transcript has 4 exons.
UGGUGGCACGCGCAGAGGUCGAGGACGUACGCUACUUAGAGAGUUAUACGAGUUAGAUUCAGUCGAGCGUGUCAAAGUUGGACAAAACAGUUUUGGUCAGCCUGUUGGAUCAGAAGCUCGACUUUUAGCAGGAUACUUGGGCAUUUUAGCACGAAAUGCGAAUAUGUUGCCUAUCAACUACGAGUCAUGGCAUAAAAUGCCCGACAGUAACAAAAACCAAGCCCUCGAUAAUAUUAAUGCGAGGUUUGCUUUAGAGGUCUCGGAUACUUAUGUAAAGAAGGCAUUGGGAAAAAGAUGGAGAGACCACAAAAGCACUUUAAAGAAAGAUUAUUAUAAGAAAAAAACAACCCUCGAAGAGAAAUUGCAAAAUGUCCCGCCGGGUAUGCUGAGGUACCAAUGGGAAGAAGCGAUUAGAUUUUGGCAAUCGAAGAAAGGCGAGGAACUGUCGUCCGGUCAAAAAUUUGGACGCCUUCAACUUUUUGAAAUUACACAUAGGAAGAAAGAUGGAUCUCCUAUGACUCCUGAAGCUGGUGAAAUUAUGGAAAAACUAAAGGAUAAAAAGGCGGAGUACGAAGCGAUUGCUUCCAGUGAGAGUUUUUUUCAUCUUGAAGACAUUGAUAACCAAAUUAUUGCUGAAGUUUUGGGUCCAGCGAGGGAAGCAGAACAGAGCAGAAAGUACGACGAACUCUAACAGCAGCUUCAGAAAAUGAUGAAGAUAUUUCAGCAAUCGCAACAUCCGCCGUCAUAGUGUAUUGUAUAAAUAUUUUUAUCAUUUUAUGUAACACCCCAAACCCGGUCUAAACGUUAUGACCGAAUCUGGAGAUGUCACAUUGUAACACCCCUUACCCGUAUUCGACCCCAGAAUAGGAUACGAAGCAUUACUAGAAGACAUAUAUUUGCAUACGUAUUAAACCGAGUUACA